AUGGCAGACUCUGAAAACAUCCAGACACUUGAAGCCAAGUGCUUCUGCGGCUCCAUCCACAUGACGUUUGACGUCCCCGUCUCGUCUCUCCCCUUCGCCGCCUACCUCUGCCACUGCAGCAUGUGCCGCUAUGCCACCGGCUCGCCAUGCAUCUUCCACACGCAGCUCCCUGUUGGCCUGUUGCCCAAGUUCGUGGGCGAGUCGACCGAGGACAAGCUGAGCUCGUACACGGCCAAAGGGGCGGACUGCAGCUACGACUUUUGCUCCAUGUGUGGCUGCCACAUUGGCGGAGUGAGCCUUGACCGGCGUCAGUGGACCAUGGCCACAUCCAUCUUCAAAGACCACGGACCAGACAAGUUCCAGAUCAAGUAUCACGUCUUCAGCAAGAGUGCCAAGGGGCGUGGACUGGCAUCUAUCGUGACUCGAUUAGGCGACCGCGAGGUGAAAACGUGGAACCCGCCAGACGAUGAUCCCCGCGCCGCGCUUGUGACAUCCGAGGCCGAGACGGGAGACGAUGGCCAAGACCGCCUGCGUGCCCAAUGCCACUGCGGGGGCGUUUCAUUUACCGUCAGGCGGCCGACGAAGCAAGUGCUCGACGAUCCAUUCGUGACCAAGUUUGUCUCGCCUCUGGACAAGAAGAAGUGGAUGGCCGUCUUCGACGCCUGCGACGACUGCCGUCUAACCUCUGGAUCUCACGUCGUCGGCUGGGCCUUUGUGCCCCUUUCCGUGUGCGAGCCACCCAUUGACCCCAAGCUCACCAUUGGAACGGCCAAGUCGUACUCGUCCUCGGAGGGCGCGUUGCGCUCGUUCUGCGGCACGUGCGGCGCGACCCUCUUCUUUACCGACUCGGAGCGUCGGCCGAGCAGGGAGCAGGCCGUGGUCGACAUUGCAACAGGCAUAAUUCGGGCGCCAGAGGGAGUCAUGGCCGAGGAUUGGCUCACCUGGCGGACGCGCGUGGCCUUUGCGUCGAGCGGAGUGAGCUUCGACAAGGACUUUGGGGAGGCGCUGAGCGAAGGGAUGAAGAGGUGGACCAGGGAAAGCUACGGGGAAGAGGUUGACUUUGAAGUUGGCUAA
Hirsutella rhossiliensis is the source of this 1074-nucleotide messenger RNA. RefSeq names its product glutathione-dependent formaldehyde-activating enzyme domain-containing protein. The transcript has a single exon. Bases 1 to 1074 code for a protein of 357 amino acids. The record is from RefSeq and is a predicted model, not a curated record. NCBI's taxonomy places the organism in Eukaryota, Fungi, Ascomycota, Sordariomycetes, Hypocreales, Ophiocordycipitaceae. Gene Ontology annotation, molecular function: carbon-sulfur lyase activity.